CGAUUCCCUCUCUCCACCACAAUCACCCUCCGUAGGGUAAACACCUCACCUGUCCCUUUACCUUUCCUCUCAUCAUCCUUUCCCCCUCCCUCUCUCCCCCCCUCCAUCAAUCCAUCAAUCCUUCUGCUCUCUACAACUUGAACAUCAUAGUAGCAAACACACCAUCACCUACCGCUCACCGCCAUCAUCACCAUGUCCAGUUUCGAUGGAUCUGCCUCUUGGGCAGAAGUUGCCGCUGGUGGGCCUCCGCAGUCUGAGGAAGAGGUUCGUGCCAACCCCGUCGACGAGGUUAUUACCACCGAAUCCUCCGUCGAAUCGCUCGUAGAUGUUGACUCUGGCGUCUCUGUCGUUCCUUCCGAAUUCUUGGAGCAAGAGGUCAAAACAGGAACGCAAGCCACAAGAAUAGAGCUCGAAAGGGACGCCCAAGCCACCAAUGACACAGCUAUAGAAGAGGAAGCGAUAGCCCAUGAGCAGGAAGAAAAAGCAAAGAAGGGGAAGAAACAGGGGGCAAUGCCUUGUCCCGGGAACCCUGUCGUUGCUAUCAACGCUGUUAGCGUUGCAGGCGUGUCGGUGCUGUUGAUGAUUGGGGCGUACAAGAAGCGUCAGGCGGGAUCGCUCACGUGGAAGCUUGUGGGAUUUUGGACUGUAGGAUUGGCGGCAUUCGGGACGGCGGAUUAUUUUCUUUCUAGCUAUCUCUUCAAGAAAUACCCGCCAAGAAGCAAAUAAGUUUCUCUACCAACAAUAUGAAAAGGCGGUAGUGGUAGGCUGAGGUGGGAGAGUGGAGUUUGUGGGGCUAAACACCUGCAUUCUUCCCCUUGACUUGCGAUCUUGUUUUCAUACUCUCUUCUCUUCUAUUUGGGUACCGAAUCCUCGACAGUUGAAUUUCGGAAUAUUUGGAACGUCUUCUCUUCUCUUCUCUUUUUUUCUACUCCCUCUUCUCAAAUCACCAGGUUUUUCUGUUCUUUGCAUCCAGUUGGUCAUUGAAUAUACACUACUACCUGGAGGGUAAAUUUUUGAUUAGAAA
Tuber melanosporum (Perigord truffle) is the source of this 1024-nucleotide messenger RNA. RefSeq lists its product as uncharacterized. The record is from RefSeq and is a predicted model, not a curated record. The coding region runs from base 193 to 726 and encodes 177 amino acids. NCBI's taxonomy places the organism in Eukaryota, Fungi, Ascomycota, Pezizomycetes, Pezizales, Tuberaceae. The transcript is spliced from 4 exons. Gene Ontology annotation, molecular function: nascent polypeptide-associated complex binding. Gene Ontology annotation, cellular component: mitochondrial outer membrane.